Messenger RNA from Clarias gariepinus (North African catfish), 4421 nucleotides. It is a transcript of the gene eif3s10, whose product is annotated as eukaryotic translation initiation factor 3, subunit 10 (theta). Gene Ontology annotation, molecular function: mRNA binding; translation initiation factor activity. Gene Ontology annotation, biological process: formation of cytoplasmic translation initiation complex; translation reinitiation. The transcript is spliced from 22 exons. Lineage: Eukaryota; Metazoa; Chordata; Actinopteri; Siluriformes; Clariidae. Bases 143 to 3934 code for a protein of 1263 amino acids. Gene Ontology annotation, cellular component: eukaryotic translation initiation factor 3 complex, eIF3e; eukaryotic translation initiation factor 3 complex, eIF3m; multi-eIF complex. The record is from RefSeq and is a predicted model, not a curated record.
CUCUUUCUUUUCUCGGCUAGCUUUGCCGAUGCGGUGAGGGCUCGUCUCUGUUCGCGCGCGGAUGGACGAAGAAGAUCGAGUAAUUUCUCAAUAAAAAUCUCGACAGCCUCGAAUUUCGCCCUGCGAAGCAAAAGACACGACAAUGCCGGCGUAUUUUCAAAGACCGGAGAACGCUCUGAAAAGAGCGAACGAGUUUCUUGAAGUUGGUAAGAAGCAGCCUGCUUUGGAUGUUCUCUAUGAUGUCAUCAAGAGCAAAAAGCAUCGAACAUGGCAGAAGAUCCACGAGCCGAUCAUGCUCAAGUACCUGGAGCUCUGCGUGGACCUGCGCAAGAGCCACCUGGCCAAGGAGGGCCUUUACCAGUACAAGAACAUUUGUCAGCAGGUGAAUAUCAAGUCUCUGGAGGAUGUGGUUCGCGCCUACCUGAAACUUGCAGAGGAGAAGACCGAGACGGCCAAAGAGGAAUCUCAGCAAAUGGUGCUGGACAUAGAGGAUCUGGAUAACAUUCAGACCCCUGAGAGUGUACUGCUGAGCGCCGUGAGCGGAGAGGACACUCAGGACCGUACGGACCGCUUGCUGCUCACUCCUUGGGUCAAAUUCCUGUGGGAGUCAUACCGUCAGUGUCUGGACCUCCUGAGGAACAACUCCAAAGUGGAGCGUCUUUACCAUGACAUCGCGCAGCAAGCAUUCAAGUUCUGCUUGCAGUACACCCGCAAGGCCGAGUUCCGUAAGCUGUGCGAUAACUUGCGCAUGCAUCUGGGUCAGAUCCAAAGACACCACAACCAGAGCACUGCCAUCAACCUGAACAACCCCGAGAGCCAGUCCAUGCAUUUGGAGACUCGUUUGGUGCAGCUGGACAGCGCCAUCAGCAUGGAGCUCUGGCAGGAAGCUUUCAAGGCUGUCGAGGAUAUCCACGGACUGUUUGCGCUCUCUAAGAAGCCCCCCAAACCCCAGCUCAUGGCCAACUACUACAACAAGGUGUCCACUGUGUUCUGGAAGUCAGGGAAUGCUCUGUUCCACGCUUGCACGCUGCACCGCCUCUACCAUCUCUCCAGAGAAAUGAGGAAGAACCUUACCCAGGAGGAAAUGCAAAGGAUGUCGACACGUGUGCUUUUGGCCACUCUAUCCAUCCCAAUAACCCCCGAGCGUACUGAUAUCGCCCGCCUGUUGGAUAUGGAUGGAAUUAUUGUGGACAAGCAUCGCAGACUGGCCACUUUGCUCGGCCUGCAGUCGCCACCCACUCGCCAGAGUCUCAUCAAUGACAUGGUGAGGUUUAAUCUUCUUCAGUACAUCAUUUCUGAAGUAAAGGAGCUGUACAGCUGGCUGGAGGUGGACUUCCAUCCCCUCAAACUGUGUGGCCGGGUCACCAAGGUGCUGAACUGGGUGAGGGAUCAGGCAGAGAAGGAGCCUGACCUGCAGCAGUACGUUCCUCACUUGCAGAACAACACCAUCCUCAGACUUCUGCAGCAGGUGGCUCAGAUUUACCAGAGCAUCGAGUUCAGCAGGCUGGCCUCUCUCGUGCCGUUUGUGGACGCUUUCCAGCUGGAGCGCUCCAUCGUCGACGCUGCACGUCACUGUGACCUGCAGGUGCGCAUCGAUCAUACGUCCCGAACCCUGAGCUUUGGCUCUGAUCUGAACUACUCAACUAAAGAGGACGCCCCUGUUGGACCUUUCCUGCAGAACAUGCCUUCUGAACAGAUCCGUAACCAGCUCACAGCAAUGUCGUCCGCUAUGGCCAAGGCCAUUCAGAUCAUCAAACCUGCUUCUAUUCUGCAAGAACGGGAAGAGCAGAGUCAGCAGGCCAUCACUGCCUACGUUAAGAACGCUCGUAAGGAGCACCAGCGCAUCCUGGCCCGCCGCCAGACCAUCGAGGAGCGUAAGGAGCGCCUGGAGAGCCUGAACAUCCAACGUGAGAAGGAAGAGCUGGAGCAACGCGAGGCCGAGCUCCAGAAGGUGCGCAAGGCUGAGGAGGAGCGUCUGCGCCUCGAGGCCAAGGAGAGGGAGAAGGAGCGCAUCAUGCAGGAGCACGAGCAGAUCAAAAAGAAGACUGUGCGCGAGCGUCUCGAGCAGAUCAAGAAGACCGAGCUGGGAGCCAAAGCGUUUAAAGACAUCGACAUUGAGGAUCUGGAGGAGUUGGAUCCUGAUUUCAUCAUGGCCAAACAGGUGGAGCAACUCGAGAAAGAGAAGAAGGAGCUGCAGGAACGCUUAAAGAAUCAGGAAAAGAAGAUCGACUACUUUGAAAGGGCGAAGCGUUUGGAGGAAAUCCCCAUGAUCAAAAAGGCCUAUGAGGAACAGCGCAUCAAAGAUAUGGAGCUGUGGGAGCUUCAGGAGGAGGAGAGGAUUAGCAACAUGCAAGUGGAGCGUGAGAAGGCUCUCGAGCACAAACAGAGGAUGUCCAGGAUGAUGGAAGAUAAGGAGAACUUUGUGUCUAAAAUAACAGCUGCCCGAAGCUUCAUCUACGAAGAAAAACUGAAGCAGUUCCAGGAGCGCUUGGUGGAGGAGAGAAAGAAGCGUCUCGAAGAGCGCAAGAAGCAGCGCAAGGAGGAGCGACGGAGCGCUUUCUAUCGCCAGAAAGAGGAGGAGGCUCAGAGGAUCCGGGAGGAACAGCUGAAAAAGGAGCGCGAGGAGCGUGAGCGUCAAGAGCAGGAGCAGAGAGAGGAGGAGGAGCGCGAGUACCAGGAGCGCCUGCGCAAGCUAGAGGAGCAGGAGAGGAAGCAGCGCGCCAGGCAGCAGGAAAUCGAGGAUCGUGAGCGACGCAAGGAGGAAGAGCUAAGAAAGCCACCGGAAGAGAAGGCCACCAAGGACUGGGCUGAGAAGGACGAGGGCGCGUGGAGGAAGCGUACGGAGACCAAUGAUUCGGAGUGGAGACGUCCUGCUCCUGAAAACAGGGAUUGGCGUCAGGAAGGACGUGAGGAAAAUGAACGCGAGGAGCGCGAGCCACCCUUCAGAAAAGGCGGUGAGGGUUCACGUCGCGGACCUUCGGAUGACCGAGGCCUUCGUAGAGGCUUCGAUGAUGACCGUGCACCCCGACGCGGAUUUGACGACGAUCGCGGCCCCCGACGUGGCUUUGACGAUGACCGAGCACCCAGACGCGGCUUUGACGACGAUCGUGGCCCCCGACGCGGCUUUGACGACGAUCGUGGCCCCCGACGCGGCUUUGACGACGAUCGCGGCCCCCGACGCGGCAUGGACGAUGACCGUGGUCCUAGGAGGGGAUUUGAUGAUGACCGUGGUCCUCGCCGUGGAAUUGACGAGCCCAGAGCCUCCAGACGCGGCGCUGAUGAUGACUGGGGUCCUAGGAGAGGCGGCGGUGAUGAGGAGAGGGGUGGAAGGAGGGGUGGCGAUGAAGAGAGAGGAGGCAGAAGGGGCGGCGAUGAUGAGAGAGGAGGCAGGAGGGGCGAUGACGACGCCAAACCUUGGAAACCUUUGGGCAGGCCAGGUGGCUGGAGAGAGAGGGAGAAGGCUCGUGCGGAGAGCUGGGGUCCUCCUCGUGAAUCUGGUGACCAGGAUGAUGACGAACGCGAUGGAGAUGAUGGUCAUGAGGAAGAACGUUUCAGAGAGCGUCGUCCACCCAGGGAGGAAGGAGGCUGGAGGAAGGGCGGAUCUGACGAGCCCAGCAGUUGGCGUGACAGCCGCCGUGAGGACUUCGAUCGUGACGAUCGGCGUGAACGGCAUGAUGUCAGAGACCGUCGCGAUGACAGGGACCGUGAUCGCGAUCGUGAUCACAGACCCGCAAACCGGGACCAUGAAGAGGGCGGUUCCUGGCGACGUGCAGAGGAACGUCGAGACGAUCGCAAGGAAGACCGUGACACUCCACCGAGACCUCGCGACCGCAACGGUGAUAGAAACGCCUGGCGCUCCGAUAAAGAAAAAGACCCCCAGCGACGCACCAAGAACGAGACGGACGAUGACGGCUGGACCAUGGUGCGCCGCUGAACGUCACCGGCCGUCUCCCAAUAGCCUCCACAACCUCGAUCUAUUAAUUAAUUACAUUGAUAUUGUGACAACAACUUCUGACAUAAUUGUUAACCAAAUUAUCAUAUAGAAUUUUAUGAAGUUUGACUUGUCAUGCCAAACCUGGUGAGAGCCAGUCAUUCUUUCUUUGGAAGUCAUUUUGAUCUGCUCUAUCUCUACAUCGUUUUGCUUUUGUGCAUGCAUGGAAGAUUUAAUCGAUCUCUCUGGGGGGAAAAAAAGAAAAAAAAUCAUUGUGUUUCCUCGAAACAGAGUGGGUGAAGAGAUGCAAUGUAAAAAAUACACAAACGAUUAGAAAAUCCUGAGAUACUUAAUGAAAACAGCUGGCAGGGAAGUUGGCUUUGAUAAAUUUUGAUGGCAGUUGAUUCCUCACUCUGGCUGCUGCUCCUGUCGUGGGUUGUGUGCUUUUUAGAAAUAUGAAAACUUUAUUAAUAAAGUCAUUUGCUCAACA